Liolophura sinensis is the source of this 1432-nucleotide messenger RNA. Its product is annotated as ATP-binding cassette sub-family C member 4-like. The record is from RefSeq and is a predicted model, not a curated record. Gene Ontology annotation, biological process: transmembrane transport. NCBI's taxonomy places the organism in Eukaryota, Metazoa, Mollusca, Polyplacophora, Chitonida, Chitonidae. Gene Ontology annotation, cellular component: membrane. The annotation marks the transcript as partial. The transcript has 11 exons. Gene Ontology annotation, molecular function: ABC-type transporter activity; ATP binding.
UUAAGCAGACUAAAUCGAUCACGUGAUUUUAAGGCACAUGUUGUCUUCAUUUGUUCUGAGUUCAGUUACAAAUGUAUAUGGAGAUGUGUGCGUCGUUCUUUCUGGUAUAGAAACGUGACAGCUACAGAGAACCACGAUGGAUGAGACAAUAAGACACCACAACCCUAACCCGUUGCUAAAAGCGAAUUGGGUUUCAAAGCUUUUUUUCUGGUGGCUGAACCCAUUUUUCGCCAAAGGCUACAAGAGAAACCUAAGCACAGACGACAUGUACAAUGUUGUCCCAGAGGAUUCUUCCCAGCAGCUCUGUCAGAGACUGGAGAGUGAAUGGGAAAAAGAGAUCGUCAAGUUAAGAAAUGGAGGGAAGCCUAGUCUUGUCUGGGCUCUGGUUCGAACAUUUGGCAAGAAGUAUUUUUUACUGGGGUUGAUUGUUUUAUGCGAGGAAUCCACCAAAGUUGUUCAGCCACUGUUACUGGGAGGGCUAAUUCGGUAUUUUACACCAUCCUCCACUGUCUCUCAGCGUGAUGCGUACCUCUACGCAAUGGGUCUCAGUCUCUGCUCUAUAACCCUCGCCAUUCUUCACCAUCCCUAUUUCUUCGGUGUGCAGAGAAUUGGCAUGCAGAUUAGGGUGGCAUGCUGCUCUCUACUUUACAAGAAGGCUUUGCGUCUCAGUAACAAGGCUCUUGGGGAAACAACGACGGGGCAGAUUGUUAACCUGAUGUCUAAUGAUGUUAACAGGUUUGACCAGGCAUGUCUUUUCCUACACUUCCUGUGGGUGGGGCCUCUUCAGGCCAUAGCGGUCCUCAUCAUUCUCUGGCAUGAGCUAGGACCUGCCUGUCUGGCUGGUUUUGGCGUGUUGUUGUUGCUGAUCCCGGUACAGGGAUGGAUGGGACGAAUGUUCUCCAAGUUAAGACAAAAGACAGCCAAGUUCACGGAUGAGCGCGUUCGCCUGAUGAAUGAAAUUAUCACAGGUAUGAGAGUUAUUAAGAUGUACUGCUGGGAAAAACCCUUCGGAAAACUUGUGCAGAAAGUUCGAAGGCUAGAGAUGAAGUACAUUCACACUAAACUGAGGUGUGGCAGCGGCCUCUCCGUUGCCAUGACGUUUGGUGGCAAGUCCUACUUCCUGGCAGCUUGUCUCGUUGUUGUUUUUGGACUGGGACGACCAGUGCUCGCUGAGUGGGCAUUCGUCUGCAUCAGGUUCUUCGAACUUCUCCAGCUCACGUUCGGGAAAUAUAUUAUGAGCGCCAUCUACUGGCUGGCUGAGACAAAGAUAAGCGUGCAGAGACUUUUAACCUUCCUGUCACUAGAAGAACUGGAAGAGAGUGCAUCGCUGAAGAAAUCAUCCAAUCGCCCCCCACCUAGCGAGUGCGGUGUCACCAUUAGCAAUUUCACUGCCAAAUGGGACAAGAAUGUUGAGCAGAACACAUUGGAGGAC